GCUUAUUGUUCCAGAAUUAACUAAAAUCACCUAAUGUUUAUUUUUAACAACUGGCGUCAGCGUCUUUUCUGUUGUUGUUUCUCGCGCGCGUUAAUUUAUUUCAACAACGCCGACAGCGCUGCUGCUGCUUACUUUACAAUAAUUAACUAAAAUCAGCUGCAGUUGAAAAAACAACGCUGCCGGCGUCACAUUUGUACAGUACGCGUCGUUCGAAAAACAUAUAGCGCGCGGGUCGUAUACGUGAGCAAGUUUUUUUUGUGCUGUAUUCUUGGUAAAUUUCCAUUGCGCGCACACAGCAGCGACAGCAACAUGGUCUUGACAAAUUUCGAGUGCUGGGCACAUGGCGAAGCUGAUGCUCCCAAUUUCGAAACUGGGCCGCGGCCGCGUCACAGUAACGUUGAUCCAUUCAAUGCACGUGUUGUGGCAAGUUCCUCCAAUGGCUACUACGGCUAUGCAAUUGUAAACAAUGCAGCUGCUGCAGCGUCCGAUAAUAACAACAACAACAACAUGCAGGAUAUGCAAAUGCAUGAGAAUGCUGCCACAGACUCCUCGAAUGCUGCAGCACGUUGCAAUAAGAAGCGUUGUUUUGUUAUGGGACUGGAUGAGCAGCUGGAUAUGGAGAUGAUGGAUAAUCUAACAACUGUAAAGCGCUGCCGCUACGAUGAUGGUGAUCUGGUUGCGCAGUAUUGUAAUGAUUUUUUCUCCUUGCCUGCUACACAAGUCAUUGGCACACAAUCCUGUCUAAUGGAAAGUGAUUACGAUAUGCAAGCAGAGCAGCCGCCGCAGCAGCAGCAACAACAACAUCAAGAACAACAACAACAACAGCAGCAGCAGCAUCCACGCAUACAACAACACUAUCAAGGUCAUUUGCAGCGUGUGAGUCGUUGCAUGAUGUCGCACAUGAUCUAAAAACAUGCACACAUUGUCUUUACAUAUGUACUUAUAGCUAUACGUUUAUACAUUUAUAUAUACCAGACUCAUAUACUUAUACAACAUGCAACAGUUCAACCACGCGUCUCACUCUGUCAAAAAUUUUCCAUUUGCUUAACUCAAAAUAUAUCUAGAGAAGAAAGAAGAAAAAGCACAGAAAUCAAAUUGUGCAUAUUAGUCGACACCGCAGGCAGAAAUACAAAGAAACAAAGCAUUUGCAUAUAGAUGGAUGCCAGCGACGUGCCAACGCCGCGUAUACGUAAUUAAAGUAAAAGCAAUUUGAAAAGCCAAAGUAAUUGUUAAAAAUAUACACAUUUAAAUGGCAAACGUAUCAAUUAAUCAAUCAAUAUUAUAAAUAUAUACAUAAGCACGGUGGGAAUUGUUGUAUAUCGCCGCAUUGUACAAAGCAAAUUAAGAACGCAACUGAAGAAAAAGUUGUAUGUAAAUUGUUUAAACAAACAGAAAUUGAAAUUAACUACAGUUUAUGUACUUAACAAAUGAAUGAAU
This is a messenger RNA of Drosophila busckii, 1437 nucleotides long. Its product is annotated as probable serine/threonine-protein kinase yakA. The coding region runs from base 310 to 909 and encodes 199 amino acids. The record is from RefSeq and is a predicted model, not a curated record. NCBI's taxonomy places the organism in Eukaryota, Metazoa, Arthropoda, Insecta, Diptera, Drosophilidae. The transcript has 2 exons.